Molecule: messenger RNA, 1800 nt
Organism: Diaporthe amygdali
Lineage: Eukaryota; Fungi; Ascomycota; Sordariomycetes; Diaporthales; Diaporthaceae
Exons: 1
Coding region: 1-1800 (599 amino acids)
Biological process (GO): DNA-templated transcription
Molecular function (GO): zinc ion binding; DNA binding
Source: RefSeq, a predicted model, not a curated record
AUGUCCACCGAACCAAGAUCACCGAGGUCGCAGUCUGCAAUGACUGGGAAGACAGUUGCAGCUGCUUCAGGAAGCAGCAGCCUCUUCUUUGGGGAGUCGAAUUUUCUCACCCUUGUGCCAUCAAAACGUCCAACUACUGAGGAACCUCAGAAUGGGAGAAUGUCUUUCUCUAUCAAAGCUGGCUCGACGCCUCAGUCACACAACGACGCUUCUCCCUCAACGAAUGUCAUCCACCUCAGCCAGGGUACCGAGAGAUAUCUGAGGGAAGAAGGUGCACUCACGUUCCCAAGUCUGCAGACAUGUCUACCUGUGGUACAGGCCUACUUCAAAUGGUUUCACCCAUGCUUCCCGUUACUGGACCGCCCAAGCAUAGCCAGAAAAUUGGUUUCUAUGGAGAUCUCACCGCUGCUUUUCCAGGCUAUGCUCUUCAUUGGUGCCACGUACUGUAGCGAGGAAGCGAUAGUCUCCAUGGGAUUUAGGGAUCGUUCAGAGGCCAAAUCAUUGCUAUACACCCGCGCACGUUUGCUCUUCCAUGCAGAUUGGGAGAAGGACCAGAUCACACUCAUUCAGAGCCUCUUCUUCAUGAGCUUCUGGCGUGGGGAGUCAUCGGAUGUAAGGGAUGUGAGAUACUGGCUUGGCGCAGCGAUAACUUUGUCCGAGACUUGUGGCCUGCACCGCUCGACAAAGCUCACCACUCGUGACCCGCAAAUAGCCAGGAUUCGCAAAAGAACGUGGUGGUCGAUUUAUACGCGCGAGAGACAAUCGGCUGCAUCACUAGGUCUACCCAUGAGGAUUCGGGACCAAGACUGCGAUAUCGAGCUCCUGACGACAGAGGACCUGGAAAACGACGCCGAUGAUAGUCCACUCACGGCUCUCGGCUCGCCUACAGCGGAGCACCUGGUUUAUCCUAUCAAGAUGGUCGACCUGGCCAGACUUCUUGGUCACAUCAUAGACACCCACUUCAUACCUGGAAAAACACCAACUGCCCAGGAAGAGAUCAUGCACCUGCAGUCUUCGCUUGAAGGAUGGAAAGACAGCUUGCCAACCAGCUUGCAGAGGAUAUCAGACGAAGACAGUCCAUCAGUAUGGAUGUGUCUGCUGCAUCUUGCCUACAACCACCUUAGGAUAUUGAUCUACCGAAGCGGCUUCUUGCGCAAAAAUGAGAACGACACCAAAAUAGCACUCGGUGCAGCAAACCAGAUAAGCCGGAUCGCAGAAGAUAUGUUGGAAAGGAAGACUCUUCAGGUAGGUCAACUCCUCUCCAAGAACUUCGUCGCUGAAAAAUUUCUACAGUACGGUCAAAUGCACUUGAUAACUAGCCUCUUUGCCGCGUUAUGUAUUCAUGCCAUCAACCUAAAGACUGCAGACGGAAUUGGAAGGAGACUGGCAGAGAACAGGGCACAGAUCUGCCUCCUGGGGCUGAAAGAAGUUCAAAAGUUUUGGCGCAUUAACAACACAGUGCUUGAUCUGUUCCUACAAUACCUUGAUGAAUCUAUUGCAAAGCGACUAAGAGGCGAUGGCGACACCAGCCGGGACGAAGGAGCCUCGGCAGUUGUGUCCAGAGAGGGAAGCAGUGCAGGCAUGAUGACGAACACCGAUCCACCGGCCCAGGAAAUACCGACCGGAAUACCCGAUACGAAUACAUUUGAGGAUCAUUACUUUAACCUCCUGCAGACGAAUUGGGAGGGGGACAACGCCAUCGACGAUCUCGGCUUCAUACUAGGCACGUCGAUGCAGACUCAGUCUCCAGGGGCACCGAUGCAGGUAAACGGGCUGAAUUUCCUGGAAAGGUGGUUGUGA